Molecule: messenger RNA, 448 nt
Organism: Jaculus jaculus (lesser Egyptian jerboa)
Lineage: Eukaryota; Metazoa; Chordata; Mammalia; Rodentia; Dipodidae
Product: ubiquitin-conjugating enzyme E2 D3-like
Exons: 1
Coding region: 23-448 (141 amino acids)
Biological process (GO): ubiquitin-dependent protein catabolic process; protein polyubiquitination
Cellular component (GO): nucleus
Molecular function (GO): ubiquitin conjugating enzyme activity
Source: RefSeq, a predicted model, not a curated record
GACCCAGGCAGAAGCACCGACUAUGGCGCUGAAACGGAUUAAUAAGGAACUUAGUGAUUUGGCCCGUGACCCUCCAGCACAAUGUUCUGCAGGUCCAGUUGGGGAUGAUAUGUUUCAUUGGCAAGCCACAAUUAUGGGACCAUAUCAAGGCGGUGUAUUCUUUUUGACAAUUCAUUUUCCUACAGACUACCCCUUCAAACCACCUAAGGUUGCAUUUACAACCAGAAUUUAUCAUCCAAAUAUUAAUAGUAAUGGCAGCAUUUGUCUUGAUAUUCUAAGAUCACAGUGGUCUCCGGCUUUAACUAUUUCUAAAGUUCUUUUAUCCAUUUGUUCACUGCUAUGUGAUCCAAACCCAGAUGACCCCCUAGUGCCAGAGAUUGCACGGAUCUAUAAAACAGAUAAGUACAACAGAAGAUCUUGGGAACAGACUCAGAAGUACGCCACGUGA